This is a messenger RNA of Thyridium curvatum, 909 nucleotides long. RefSeq lists its product as uncharacterized. Gene Ontology annotation, cellular component: trans-Golgi network; membrane. Gene Ontology annotation, biological process: endoplasmic reticulum to Golgi vesicle-mediated transport; vesicle fusion with Golgi apparatus. The transcript is spliced from 5 exons. NCBI's taxonomy places the organism in Eukaryota, Fungi, Ascomycota, Sordariomycetes, Thyridiales, Thyridiaceae. Bases 1 to 909 code for a protein of 302 amino acids. The record is from RefSeq and is a predicted model, not a curated record.
AUGGCACAGUACGGCGCGCCGCCCAACCAGUUUGGCGCAUCCGCCCAAAACCUCCAAUUCUACCCGUCGUCGUACUCCCCCGGCGUUCCCGGCCAGCCGACAUCAUCACAAGGCGGAUAUGGCUACGGCGUGCCCUCGGGAUCUAUGAGCAGUCCCGGCUUCGGCGGUGCCGGUCCUUCGGGGGUCAGUGGGCGCAUGGGGGAGCAAGGCGGCCUGAGGACGGGCUGGCUGGCGGCGUUUUCGACCGAGGGCUACGAGAACGAACCGCCCUUGCUCACAGAGCUUGGCUUUUCGUUUGACUUGAUCAAAGCAAAGACUCUCGCCGUGUUGAACCCCUUCGGACGAAUCGAUCAGCAUCUUAUGGACGACAGCGACCUGGGAGGGCCGAUUGUCUUCAUUGGCCUUUUCGGCACCUUCCUUCUCUUCAGCGGCAAACUUCACUUUGGAUACAUCUAUGGCCUCGCCCUUAUGGGCUCGAUUGCUCUACACACGAUAUUGAGUCUAAUGACCCCCGAUGGCCCCGACGCCGGCGCAUCGUCACACAUGUCACCCGGCUACUCCAACACCGGCUACCCUGGCGCCGACGACAGAGCUGGUCACCUGAGCAGCACCCUUACAUUCUCCCGAAGCGCGAGUAUAUUAGGAUAUUGUUUGCUGCCGCUGGUCCUGACGGCUUUGGUGGGCGUGGUCAUGCCUCUUGACGGCGUCAUCGGCUACAUGCUCACGUCGCUCGCCAUCUGCUGGUCGACACUGAGCUCCAGCGCCAUGUUCUGUGUGAUCGGGCGGAUGAAGAGUGCGCGGGGUCUUGUUGCAUACCCAGUCGCUCUGUUCUACGUCGGAUUUGGUAUCAUGUCCAUUUUCAGCAGUCGAGGAAGUGGUACCCUCAGCCAAGCCGCCGGUGUUGCGUGA